AGCUGCCUAAGAAUGGAUCCCGGAUGCGGAAGUCCGGAGGGGUGGGGGGAAUGUGGGCUCUGCGGUUCAGCCGCUACAUCAGGGGCGCUCCCCUAGGAGGAGGCUCGCACUGGGCCGGCCUUUCCUUAGGAAGCCGCUUCACGCAGGCUGCUUCGGGACGGAGCGACAGCCGGCAGGAAGCGGCGGGGGACCCACGGCAGAGAGGCCUGGUCUACCAGAACCCAACAUGGCAGCAUGUGGAACAGAGACCACUCCCUCAGAAAAAAGUAACUGUGGAGGUGCUUGAUCACCUGGAGCGUCUGGCACUAGUUGACUUCCGCGACUGGGAGGGUGUACAACGGCUGGAGAAAGCAAUCCAAUUUGCUGAUCAGCUUCAUGCUGUCAACACAGAAGGGGUAGAACCAAUGGAUUCAGUACUAGAGGAUAGAUGUCUGUAUCUCAGAGAAGAUAACAUCACAGAAGGCACUUGCACUGAGGAGCUUCUGCGAAAUGCCAGAGAAACAGUUGAGGAAUAUUUCAUAGCCCCACCAGGUAACAUCCCUUUACCAAAGCUAGAGGAGCGAGACACUUUUCUGCAAGUCUCCGAGUGAAAGUCAAGGUCUGGAAUGCCGCUUCAGCUUUUAAGUCAUCUGUGAGAAUUGGCAUAUAUCGAACCAUGGCUAUGGAGUAUCUUGAUGCAAAUGUCUAAUCCCAAGAACAACACCCUCACAUAAUUAUUUGAUUUUUCUUCCUUCCUUUCUUCUGUAAGAUUACUUUGAAAUUAAAGGUUUGGUGUCUUUUUCCAGUAUACACAAA
Messenger RNA from Caretta caretta (loggerhead turtle), 795 nucleotides. It is a transcript of the gene GATC, whose product is annotated as glutamyl-tRNA amidotransferase subunit C. Lineage: Eukaryota; Metazoa; Chordata; Testudines; Cheloniidae. Gene Ontology annotation, cellular component: glutamyl-tRNA(Gln) amidotransferase complex; mitochondrion. The record is from RefSeq and is a predicted model, not a curated record. Gene Ontology annotation, biological process: mitochondrial translation; glutaminyl-tRNAGln biosynthesis via transamidation; regulation of translational fidelity.